Messenger RNA from Phyllostomus discolor (pale spear-nosed bat), 987 nucleotides. RefSeq names its product Rab acceptor 1 (gene RABAC1). NCBI's taxonomy places the organism in Eukaryota, Metazoa, Chordata, Mammalia, Chiroptera, Phyllostomidae. The coding region runs from base 121 to 591 and encodes 156 amino acids. Gene Ontology annotation, cellular component: Golgi apparatus. The transcript has 4 exons. The record is from RefSeq and is a predicted model, not a curated record.
CCAGCGGCCGCCGAACGGCGCCAUGUUGGCUCGGCUGGGUGGGGCCCGGCUCCGGAGGGGCUGACGGGGUCUGCGGGACCCAGGCCUCGUAACAGCGGUUCUACCCCUCACGACGCAGCCAUGGCAGCCGAGAAGGACCAGCAGGAGGAUGCCGGGGCGGAAGGGCUGAGCGCCACGACUCUGCUGCCGAAACUGAUCCCAUCCGGUGCGGGCCGUGAGUGGCUGGAGCGGCGCCGCGCAACCAUCCGGCCCUGGAGCACCUUCGUGGACCAGCGGCGCUUCUCGCGGCCCUGCAACGUGGGCGAGCUUUGCCAGCGCCUCGUACGAAACGUGGAGUACUACCAGAGCAACUAUGUGUUCGUGUUCCUGGGCCUCAUCCUGUACUGUGUGGUGACAUCUCCCAUGCUGCUGGUGGCCCUUGCUGUCUUCUUUGGUGCCUGUUACAUCCUUUACCUGCGCACGUUGCAGUCCAAGUUUGUGCUCUUUGGCCCAGAGAUGAGAGCAUGCCGGGAGGCCAGGAGUGGCAGUAAGGCCUCUGUGGUCAGAGCUGCCGAGCCAGGGAAAGUGGUAGACUUGCAGGCUUCAGUGUGAGCUUUGGUUUUAUUCUGAGCAAAAGACAAAUUGCUUUUUGUAGUAAUGUGAAGACUGCCAUGGAGAAACGCUGACAAAAGAGGAACAGUGAGGUGAUGGGCAGGGCCUGAAGGCUGCUUCAGAUGGGGCCGAUCCGGGCGGGUUCUCUGAGGAGGUGACGUUUCUGUGAGCCCUGAUUCACAGGAGGAGCUGCAGGGGGAAUGUGAUAAGCAGACGCCUGGACUCCGACCUGGCCAGGUGGCUCGGAUGAAAUGUCCAAACACCGAAAGGCUGGGGGUUUGAUUCCUGGUCAGAGCACAUACCAAGGUUGGGGGUUCCCCCAUUUGGGGUGUGCGGAAGGUAGUUGGUCAAUGUUUCUCUCUCACAUUGAUAUUUCCCUCUCUCUAAAAUCAAAAC